AUGGGGAUGGUCAUGCUGCUGUCUGUCUAGGACUCGAGUCGAGAGGGCGGAUUUUCAAGUGGACUCCUUUGCAUCUCCCUUUCUUUGCCGUUUAUCCCAGGAAUGACCGGGAUAUGGUGAUUUAGGGCCACGAAACUGCUAAUCCCAUCUCUCCCAGGCGGAUUUCCCCGUGUCAACAAUUCCCCCUCUUUGUACUGCUCAUAUCAGCUUGCUGCAAUUGACUGGCUACAAUUCUAAUUGUUAACUGAUCCUACACUAUCUACUCUUCUGGCUCAUAUUCUAAGGACGAUUUGGAUUCCAACCGCUAACAUGGAGGAAGAAAUUACUUUCUGCAUUGGCCAGCACCAAAGCAAUCGGCCUUUGCCCAUCACUGCUCAGACGGUGCAGAGGGCCCAUGAGAGUAGCUAUGAUAUGCUUACCGCCCCUAUCACCACUUCUCAAUUCCAUUCCCGGGUCCUCACCCUGCUCUCCUCUCAUCUGUCGAGCUUGCAGAAAGCGACAUGCGAUCCUAAUGGUACUAUGGCGACUACGCAGAAUAUAAGGCCUCUUGUCAUCCCCCAAUUGACCCCUUCGGAUACGCAUCUGACGCCGAACGAUGCGAUGACUCAAUUGGUGGGAGUUACCAGUUCGUGGAUUGAUUUGUGUUCCCCUGAUCCGUUGAUCGCGGACAUAUCCCGUCAAGUUCUCAUGCUGGAGGUUGCCUAUGCAGCUUUUUGUGGCAUUGGUUAUAUUCUCGUUCCUGGGCCCAAACUCCACCAUGGUAGCAUGCAUUCCGAGGGUGUGGGUUUCUAUGCACGAGCUAUCCAGGAUGCACUGAAUAUCGGCCCUUAUAUCCAAUUCCAUAUCUGGUUGAGAACUGUCGAUAGCCCGGACCUUGAAGUUGACCAGAUUGGCGACCUUGCCCCUCUAGCCCGUGAGGAGUUCCUGGUCUCGGACGGGGAACCAACGACAAAGGUGGAUCCAUUUGGGACCUGGGAUGCUUGGGAUACCGUUAGGAGAACCUGUAAAUACCAUGCACGACUUUUCGUAGCACUUUCUAUGCCAAAGCAUCUUCCACCCAUGUCUGUCCAGUCUCGGUGGCAUUCUGAGCCGGUCCAUCUACUUACAUUUGAUGUCUCAUCCUUUAUCAAAAACCAAAAAGGAUACCCUGUUCUUUCAAAAGCACAUCAAUCUCUGAUCUCCAGGUUCAUGCGUCUUCGAACGGCACCGUGGAUCCUUCUUUGCGACGUUGGGCCUAUUCCAGGAGAGGAGUCAAGCGACACCGUCGAAACCAACCGAUCUAAUCUACCAGGCUCGGAGUUUCCAAGUCUUGCCCAUGCUGCUAGCACGACCAAGAAGUAUUUCGAUCAGACCCCUUAUCUAUCAUAUAUUAGGAAUCUUCAGCAACGACAGCCUUCUCGAACCCCUAUUGAGAGAUUUGGCGUAGGGUACCAAGACUAUUUACAAGCACCGCUGCAACCCUUGACUGUCAAUCUGGAAAGCAUUACCUACGAAGUUUUUGAGAAAGACCCCAUCAAGUACGACUGGUAUGAGCGGGCCAUUGCAAAGGCCUUGACCGACUGGGCUGAGCAAAAAAAGCCCACUUCCAACCCAGAUGGUCGGGUAGUUGUCGCCGUGGUCGGUGCUGGUAGAGGUCCACUGGUAACACGGGCUCUUCGAGCCAGUGCCCAAACAGGCGUCGAGAUCGACAUGUGGGCCGUAGAGAAGAACCCUAACGCUUUUGUUCUUCUACAGCGUCACAAAGAAAGCACCUGGGACGGGAAAGUAACCCUUGUGCAAUCGGACAUGCGAAGCUGGAAGGGGCCUCGGGUUGAAAAGAAAAUCGCGUCCAACUCGCCGCCAGCACCUGUCGGUCAGUCUCUCGGGAUUGAAGACUCGCUCCUUUAUUCAGGUGACGAUGUAAAAAACCCAAAGGAUUCCCCACCGUCGUCUGCCCGCCCAUCAGUUUCAGAAUACACCUACGCCCAUGUUGACAUUUUGAUAUCUGAGUUGUUGGGGUCUUUUGCCGACAACGAACUCUCUCCCGAAUGUUUGGACGGCGUCAAUCAUCUCAUUAACCCCGUGCAUGGAAUUUCCAUCCCAGCUUCAUACACUGCCCACUUCACCCCAAUCUCAGCCCCGAAGCUCCAUGCCGAUGUCAUGAACCAGAGCAUUUCCAACCCCGCGGCUCCUGAAACGCCCUAUGUGGUCAUGUUACACGCAAUUGACUUUCUUUCUACGAACCAACCCCCUGCAUCCGCUCUCAUGAACACCAACCUCAGCAAUAGCAGCAGCAGCAGCAAUCCUGUUCGGUCAUCGAUAUCAACUCUUCCAGGAGGAACCGAACCUGCAACUCCUUACGUACAAACGGCUUGGUCUUUCUCCCAUCCUAAUAGGCAUAUUCCACCUCAGCCACUAUCCUCUUCCACCGUCUCCAACUUGCACAACCAACGCCAAACCCGUCUGACGUUCCCUACCCAAAAUCGUGGAGUGUGCCAUGGUUUAGCUGGUUACUUUGAGACCGUCCUUUACCGCGAUGUGGAGCUUUCUACGAAUCCUGUCACUAUGGACAGUAAGAGUGCUAGCAUGAUCAGCUGGUUCCCAAUUUACUUUCCACUAAAGACCCCCCUAAAUGUUCCCGACAAUGGCGAAAUAGUCGUGACCAUGUUCCGACAAACCGAUGACCGAAAGGUUUGGUACGAGUGGAUGGUGGAAGUCUUUGCUCUUGAAUACCGCGCCGGCGAAUCUCCCCUAGGGGGACUGGCCAGCCCCCUCAUGACUGGCGCAAGGACCACUUCGCCGGGUUCUGAUAGUUCCAAUGACAAAUCCAAACAGCAGAAUGGUCGUGGCGGUCCCCGACGUGUCAGGGUUGGAAUGAGUGAUCUGCACUCGAGUAUCAAGGAUGGAUGUCUGAUGUGA
Aspergillus wentii DTO 134E9 is the source of this 2898-nucleotide messenger RNA. Its product is annotated as protein arginine N-methyltransferase. Gene Ontology annotation, cellular component: nucleus; cytosol. The transcript is spliced from 4 exons. NCBI's taxonomy places the organism in Eukaryota, Fungi, Ascomycota, Eurotiomycetes, Eurotiales, Aspergillaceae. The coding region runs from base 310 to 2898 and encodes 862 amino acids. Gene Ontology annotation, biological process: peptidyl-arginine N-methylation; regulation of DNA-templated transcription. The record is from RefSeq and is a predicted model, not a curated record.